Molecule: messenger RNA, 2963 nt
Organism: Oryctolagus cuniculus (rabbit)
Lineage: Eukaryota; Metazoa; Chordata; Mammalia; Lagomorpha; Leporidae
Source: RefSeq, a predicted model, not a curated record
GCCGAGCUGCGCGCGGCCGUGUUCCUGGCGCUGGAGGAGCAGGAGAAGGUGGAGAACAAAACUCCUUUAGUCAAUGAGAGCCUGAGGAAGUUCUUAAACACGAAAGAUGGCCGUUUAGUGGCUAGUCUUGUUGCAGAAUUCCUACAGUUUUUCAACCUUGACUUUACCUUGGCCGUUUUUCAACCUGAAACUAGCACGUUCCAAGGUCUAGAAGGUCGAGAGAAUUUAGCCCGGGACUUAGGAAUCAUUGAAGCUGAAGGUACUGUGGGCGGGCCCUUGUUACUGGAAGUGAUUCGACGCUGCCAGCAGAAGGAGAAGGGGCCCGCCAAUGGCGAAGGCGUGCCCGAUCUGUCUGAUGUACGUUCCCCACCAAAGUCGCCAGAAGCAAAAACAAGUUCCCAGACCACCCCCAGUAAGAUACCAAGGUAUAAAGGACAAGGUAAGAAGAAGACAAGCGGGCAGAAGGCUGGUGACCAGAAGGCCAGCGGCGAGGCCAGUCAGAGCGACACGAGCGCCGCCUCGUCGGAGCUGAGGAGCAGGGGCAGUCCUCACCUGCUGCCCCAGGAAGCCACAGUCGGGGCGCUCCUGAGCCCCAGAACCGCGGAGGGCGCAGAUGGAGCCGGCCCCUGUGCGGAUGCAGACGACCUGGAAGGGGACUCUUUCUUUGACGACCCUAUUCCUGGGCCCGAGAAAACGUACGGCUGGAGAAGUGAAGCUAGGAGGCCAGUGGGCAGCCUGGCCCCCCUCUCAGACGCGCCCCCCGUGCGGAGUGGACUCAGCUCACUGGAGGGAGCCCCCUCCUUGAAAGACUCUGAGAGCAAGAGAGGAAGCGCGGUGCUGAAGGAUCUGAAGCUAGUCAACGAUAAAAUGGGGUCCCUGGGAUUAGGCGCUGGAGAGGAUGACGACUAUGUCGACGACUUUAAUAGUACCAGCCAUCGCUCAGAAAGAAGCGAGUUGAGUAUCGGUGAAGAGAUCGAAGAAGACCUCUCUGUGGAAAUCGAGGACAUCAACACCAGCGAUAAACUGGAGGACCUCACGCAGGACCUGACUGUGUCCCAGCUGAGUGACGUUGCGGACUACCUGGAGGACGUGGCGUAGCCUCGAGGAAGGAAGCCCCUGACCUGAGGCCUGGACGCCCGCUGCAGGGUCUGCCCCGUGUGCCUUCGUUCAGAGACUGCAGAUAUUUUUGAAGUUAACUUUCCGGUUUACUAAACAAAAUACUUCUACGUGAGCGCGUGUGUGGAGGGUUUCAUACUCCUGAUUUGGCUCUGGAAAUCGAGCAGGAAGGGCAGCCCCGCAGUGUUGUGACCACCUUGGGGGGGGGGGGGGCCGUGAGCCGCAGGUGUACACAGCCCUGAGUGUGAGUGCGGGCGUAGCCGGCCCCAGGAGGCGGCUCCUACCAGCCGCCCGCCGAGUGUGUUUUGAUAGUAGGGGCUCUGCACGUGGUUGGCAGAAUGACUGAGUGAAUCUCUAACACGGAAGCAUAUCGAUGUAAGGUAAACUUGCUGUGUCGACUUCAUUCUGUAUUUCCUUCCAUUUGGGAGGUUUGUUAGACCAUUAAGGUUAUAUUAAAGUACUCUUGUGUGUGCUGUUUAGUUGUGCUUGUUUUAAAGAGAGAGAACUGUCAACAAUAGCAUUCGUAGUCGCUGUCCCGCCUGUGGUCCAUGUCAGCAGCGUUAGUGAUGGGUUAGAAUCUGUUAUCUGUAAGAUGCCUUGACAUUCAAUACCAAAAUGCAUCUGAAACCAGUAAGUGGUGCUUUUAUUUCAGAUCUGUCAGUUGAUUAUAUUAAAUCCAAAUUGGAAUGGAAUAGUAGUAAUGGCCUAAGACCAUGUUCAGUUUGACCGUCUUGAUUUCACUGUACAAGUUCGUCCCAGCCUUUAGAAGUGGAGGUGUGACGGACUUCCCAGCAGCCCGUGCGCCUGUGAUCAGACACUGACGUCUGUGAUGCAGGCCGCACGACGGCAAAGCAGGUGGAGUGACGCAAGUGUCCUCAUAUAGAUAAGGAAAGGUGUAACCGUGUCACACUUUCAUAUUUUUUAAUUUCAAUUAAAUUAUGGAUUUUUAUUAAGAGUUACCUUUUUUAAUAAAAGGAGCAAAUUAGGUGUAAUUCUUUGGUCUCAGUGAGCAGACUUUGUGGCUGCAGGAUGCCUGUUGUUCUCUUAUGUUAGCCUCAACGUUGCAGGGACGUUUGUUGGGUCCUAAAAUGUAGGGGGAAUAAAAAUGUGAGGGCGAAGGCUGUCCAGCCUCAGCGUCUGGUUCUGCCGUGGCGGUGACGCCGAGCUGUGAAGGCUGUCCAGAGUCAGGGUCUGGUUGUGCAGUGGCGGUGACGCCGAGCUGUGAAGGCUGUCCAGCGUCAGGGUCUGGUUGUGCAGUGGCAGUGAAGCCAAGCUGUAGCCGUCGAGAGGAAGGAGCACGGAGCGCGGCAGCCGGACGCUCCUGGCUGUGUCACCUGUCGCAUGUACGCGGACAGCGCUGGGUACAUCCUCUCGUCCACGGUCGCUUUCUGAGAGUGCUCUGUUCUGUCCUGGCUGCUAUGAUCUGGGUCAGCGGCGUGAUUUAUUUUUGUUUGAUGGGUGCUAGAUGUUAGUGGAUUGGUUGGAUAGCAUAGCAGGAGAUGGCCUUUAAUUUGGGGGAACUGGGGAGAGCAGUGUGUGGAAUUCAUCUUUCUUGUCCUGCGCGCCCUGCUGCUGCUCCCUGGGCGGGGGGCACAGCAGCUGCAAGCGUCCUGUUGAAUCGUGAACGACCUGGAGUCAGCGUGGAAGAGUUACUGCACCGCACUCUGAUGGUCUGGCCGACGGGUGAGGUGACGGCGUUCCAUGUCAUUACUGUUCUCCUUUUGUUAGAAACCAGACACUGAAGCAGUCACCCCCAAAGCGCAUUUUCUGGUGACCUGUAUCACAGUGGAGUUUGGAAAACGCCAGGUCUUUGAUAACUGCAAAUGAAUAAAAAGCGUUUCCUUGUU